CACGCGCUUUAACGGCUUGAGCCGUUCUGUAUCUGUCUGUCUCUCUCUCUCUUCGCCCCUCCCGCCCCCGCUGUCCGGGAUCGCACAGCACUCGAGAACUCGCUUCUUCCAGGCAGAGACGCGCAGAGACGCGGAGGGACCGAGGAAGAACGGGGGGGCUAGACAGACAGACGGAGACCCCACUCCAUACACUCCACUUCACUAGCACUGACUCACCGGCGGUGGAGGCGAGCGGGUAGCGGAGACUCGUGAUCGCGGGAGCGGAGAUACUGAGUUUUGUGUUCUCUCGCACCGUCUUCCUUCUUGAUUUUUUCGCUGCUGCUGUACUACCGUUUAGCGGUCAGGAGUGACCGCUCGCGCGAGCUCGAGUCCGCCGGAGUGUUACCUAGUGCCCGUGCUGGAUUGUGCACGAGUGCGUGUGGGAGCAUCCCCACCAUCACCACCACCAUCAUCAUCAUCAUCAUCAUCAUCAUCCCCGUCCCGCGGAGGAGCGUCACCACCAACGUGCCGGCCGGCGCUCGGCCGCCCAUGGGACUGCCGACUGAGCCUGUGAGCUGCGCGCGUGUCACACUCGCCUGAAAGAACGAGCACCCGAAGUUGCGUGUGGGCGAUGGUCCGAAGAGCACACAGCAUAAUCUGGGGUUGAGCUUCAGGUCUGCUUCCCAGCGAACAUCAGGGCGGUCUUCUGGAGAGAAUAAGACCAGUAUCCUCAUCAGCAGGAAGGCACAGGAAGGCCAAAGUGCGGACCGACAGGAUGCGGGAGGGACUGGGCCUACAGGUGUUCCUGGUUUGCCUGGGCAUGGCUGUCUGUAGCCACGCCUCCAUGCCGCAGAACCAUGCCCACCAACGGGGGCUCUCGCUGCACAGGCACAAGGAAAGGGGCAAGGAGGGCCAGGUCCUUCACCGCUCCAAGAGGGGCUGGGUGUGGAACCAGUUCUUUGUUAUCGAAGAGUACACGGGCCCAGAUCCUGUUCUUGUGGGCCGGCUGCAUUCGGAUGUCGACACCGGAGACGGCAACAUCAAGUACAUCCUCUCGGGGGAGGGCGCAGGGACUAUUUUCGUCAUCGACGACAAGACAGGCAACAUCCACGCCACCAAGACUCUGGACCGUGAGGAGCAGGCCCAGUACACGCUGACAGCACAGGCGGUGGCGCGCGACACAAACAAGCCGCUGGAGCCGCCAUCUGAAUUCAUCGUCAAGGUCCAGGACAUCAAUGACAACCCGCCUGAAUUUCUCCACGGACCAUACUAUGCCAGCGUGCCAGAGAUGUCCAACGUGGGGACAUCAGUGAUGCAGGUGACAGCCACGGAUGCUGACGACCCCACAUACGGCAAUAGCGCCAGACUGGUCUACAGCAUCCUGCAGGGCCAACCAUACUUCUCCGUAGAGCCCCAGACAGGAAUCAUAAGGACUGCACUGCCCAACAUGGACCGGGAGGCACGGCAGGAGUAUGAUGUGGUCAUCCAGGCCAAAGACAUGGGGGGCCACAUGGGUGGUCUCUCAGGGACAACAGAGGUGAAGAUCACACUGACGGACGUCAAUGAUAACCCGCCGAAGUUUCCCCAAAGUGUGUACACCAUGUCUGUGUCGGAGGAUAAGGUUCCCGGUGAGGAGGUGGGCCGCCUGAAAGCCAAGGACCCUGACCUGGGUGAGAAUGGCCUAGUGCUAUACCGGCUGAUAGAGGGUGACGGAAUGAACAUGUUUGAGAUCAGCGUGGACUCAGAGACGCAGGAGGCCGUCAUCAAGCUAAAAAAGCCGGUGGACUUUGAAGCCAAGCGGACGUACACCCUGCGGGUGGAGGCAUCCAACAAAUUUGAGGACCCCCGCUUCAACGCCUGGGGACCCUACAAGGACACGGCUACAGUGAAGAUCAUGGUGGAGGAUGCUGAUGAGCCCCCUGCUUUCACCUCACCCAAUUACACCUUUGAGGUGGAGGAGAAUGCCCCCAACGGGACAGUGGUGGGCCGGGUGCACGCCCGGGAUACUGAUGUGGCUAAUAGUCCAAUCAGGUACAUGAUCCUUAGCUACACAGAUGUGGACCAGUUCUUCACCAUCGAUUCUGAGAAAGGGAUUAUUAAAACCACAAGACCCCUGGACCGCGAGACACAGUCGUGGCAUAACAUUUCGGUUAGCGCCGCUGAGAUAGGAGGACACCACCAAGAUGCCAAAGUCCGCGUCAACAUCAAGGUCAAGGACCUUAACGACAAUGCUCCCGAAUUUGCAGCUCAGAAUGAUGUCCUUGUCUGUGAAAAUGUGGCACCGGGCAAACUCAUCGAGACAGUCAGCGCUGUGGACAAGGACGAAAUGGCCCACCGGCAGCACUUCCGCUUCAGUAUCGCCCCUGAGGCAGCCAACAACCACAACUUCACACUCAAGGACAACCGAGACAGCACUGCCAGCAUCUUUGUCACCCGAAAGGGCUUCAGCCGGAUGACCCAGGACAUUUACUUCCUGCCCAUCGAGAUAAAUGACAACGGGGUCCCACCCAUGAGCAGCACCAACACACUGACCAUCCGUGUGUGCAGCUGCGACAGCAGGGACACCAUCCUUUCCUGCAAUGUUGAGCCAUUUAUCCUACCAGCAGGCCUCAGCACAGGAGCGCUGAUUGCCAUCCUGGCCUGCAUUGUCAUCCUGUUGGCCAUCGUGGUGCUCUUUGUAGCCUUGCGCAGGCAGAAGAAGGAGCCCCUCAUUGUCUUUGAGGAGGAGGACAUCAGAGAGAACAUAAUCACAUAUGACGAUGAGGGUGGCGGCGAGGAGGACACAGAGGCCUUUGACAUCGCUACUCUCCAGAACCCUGACGGUGCCAAUGGCUUCCUGCCGCGAAAGGACAUCAAACCUGAGCUGCAGUACCCGACCCGGCCCGGGACGCGCCCAGCAGCUAAUAGUGUUGAUGUGGAUGACUUCAUCAAGACGCGCAUCUCGGAUGCAGACAAUGACCCGACAGCACCACCCUACGACUCCAUCCAGAUCUACGGUUACGAGGGGCGGGGUUCGGUAGCCGGCUCGCUCAGCUCCUUGGAGACUGUUACUACGGACUCAGAUCUCGACUACGACUACCUCCAAAGCUGGGGGCCGCGCUUCAAGAAGCUGGCCGACCUCUACGGCACCAAAGACCCUGCCGAUGAUAACUCAUAACCCUCUCACACUCACCAUUGGAGGUUCACCUUCCAAGGCCUGCCCACAAUGGUGUACACCAUGUGGAGUUUGCUACGAGAAUACUGCGAGUUCAUCUAUUUAUGGUAAACUUUUUUCAUUUAAGCGUACUUGUAGUAUACUACAGUACAUACUUAAAUGGGGUUGAGUUUGAAACCAAGAUUUAGUGUGGAGUGAAAGCCAAAAGACAAAAAAAAGAUAAUAAGUUAAAAAAAAAACAAAAAAAGACAUCUGAGCAGUACUGGUAUGUAUGAAAAUGUAGACACGCGAGACAUUGUGGUAGUUACACUUUGCGUUUUGGUUACUCUGGGAGUGGCUUCAGCGAGGCGCAGCAAGAACAUGAAAGGGACAAGGAUUGCAGGAAGACACAGCAAAGCUGAUACUGUGAAGGAGCUCACUAUGGAUUAAAAAUGGUUGCCUUAUAUUAAAAAAAAAGAAAUAAAUCAAAUGAAAUACGAGAGUUAAAAGUCAAGUCAAAAUUGACUGCUUCGGUAGCACGUCCAUCUUCCAAACGGAGCAUCCUUUCUGACUUUUAGGUGUUCUUUUUUCCAUGACCAUGACACAACGGAUUAUAACAAAACGAGGAACCGUUUCCAGUGUUUUCUCGGAGUCCCCACUUCAGCCAAAUGAAGUAUCAAUCACAAGGAACAAGCUGUGAGCUCAAAAAUCGCCUUAAAUAAUGGACACUCUUGCAACGCAGUGCAUCUUUUGUAACUUGAAAUCUAUAUCCUAAAGCUAAAAUAUAACGUACAUAUAACGUAUGUACAGUACAAUGUGCAAAUGUCUCGAGGAUCAAACUUGCGCCUAUUAAUUCUUGUAAAUCUCUUUUUUAUUAUAAAAUGAUUAUGAUUAUGGUUAGAUUUCAGUUGUCUUUAUUUCUUUUCUCUUUACUGGUGUAUGUUUUUCUUCCCGGUGAGAAGAUACCAAUCUGUUCUGUCGCAGUGGGAGACGCCUAAUUUCUUAUGUCGAUUUUAUGGUACCUUUGUACAAUUUUAAAAGUUCUUAUUUUAGUAUACAUACAAAUAUCAGUAUUUCAACAUGUAAGAAAUGUUACAUCACACUUAUAUUUUAUGAACAUUGUACUGUUGCUUUAUUAUGUGCUUCAAUC
Scleropages formosus (Asian bonytongue) is the source of this 4262-nucleotide messenger RNA. It is a transcript of the gene cdh11, whose product is annotated as cadherin 11, type 2, OB-cadherin (osteoblast). Gene Ontology annotation, biological process: calcium-dependent cell-cell adhesion; cell-cell adhesion mediated by cadherin; cell morphogenesis. The transcript is spliced from 12 exons. The coding region runs from base 755 to 3136 and encodes 793 amino acids. Gene Ontology annotation, molecular function: calcium ion binding; beta-catenin binding; cadherin binding. The record is from RefSeq and is a predicted model, not a curated record. Lineage: Eukaryota; Metazoa; Chordata; Actinopteri; Osteoglossiformes; Osteoglossidae. Gene Ontology annotation, cellular component: plasma membrane; catenin complex; adherens junction.